AUGGCUCUGCCAGCAAAACGGAAAUAUGAUAGAUCAGAUCCACCAGUUUUAAUUCCUUUCUUAUAUGGAAGAGAAGAAGGAACCUGGCUACCCUUGUCAACACCCGGCAGCAAGCGAGCGCAAGCUGAAUUCGCUCCAUAUUGCUCGUUUGAGGAGUUAAUUUACAACGAUGAAAGGACAAGAUACGCUCGUUGUAUUGACUCGAACUGCAGAAAACAAUGUACGAAACCGUUUUUUUAUACAAAAGGUGAAAACGCAAAUUACCUUCAAAAGAAAUUUGUGGCGCAUAUGGACGAAAGCCCUCUCGCAAAACGAAUUAUUAUUGUUCGACCACCAGAAAACUCACAAGCUAUUCGUCAAUUUUUUCGUCAGAACAAAUUCUCGGAUGAGGAAGUAAAGCAACUACGAAAACUUCAAUGUGAAAUGAUCGCGAGUGGGACUGUUCCCAUAUAUUUCUUUUCAACACCCCAAAUGGCAAAUUUCAUGGCAAAAUACACGGAGCUCACCACGAGAAGCGCGAACACAUUCGCCGAUCAAGUAAAAUCAAGCGACGUUACUCUAAAAAAAUUGGCGAAGGAUGAAGAUCAGUGCAUAAAAGUCCUAAUCCGCGGAAAUAUUGAUUUUAUUGAAAAUUCGGCGGAGUUUUGCCUUCUUCUCGACCACCAGUUUAAUAGAUCGCCGAAAGAAUCGCAUAGAGGAAAUAAAAGGCUCGGCCUUGCGAUGCAGCACACAAACACUGAGCUAGUGACUUCAAAGAUUCUCCUGACUUACAAGCCAAUGUUCUCAUCAGGAAAAGAUGCGAACGUUCCUGAAAUUGAGAGAAUACUGGAGGGGUAUGGACUACUAAAUGGGGUCCGAAAAGGAAACAUUCCAGUUUGCUGCGACAUGGCAGCUCUCGCAAUCGCCAAAAAAUUAUCGCCACAAAACUACAACGGUUGUUUCUCACAUCAUAUCUCCAACUUUGUCGAGUUAAUUCUGACGAACCUCGCCGAAAGAACAAAGAUUCACUGGCUAAACGCCAAAGACGAAAUCGAAAAAUUUGAAAACCUCGUUCAAGGGUCGAACGAGCUCAAAUACGAGUCCCGAAACGCCUACUUACGUCGGACCGAGCUUGACGAAGUCGACAAAACAGCUCUUGCCCAAAUACUUGUGGAGUGCGAAAUUGACUCACGUUACCUGUCAGCCAACGAGAUCAAAAAGAAGGCAGAGAAGAAGAAAGCUAUACUCAAGUAUUAUCCGACCAUAGAAAAAUGCGAAAAGAGUACGCGGUUCCGAAAAUAUGUCAAAUCGCUUAUAAAUCUCAAAAUAGCAAACAAGCCUAUGGUCGCUCUUGAGGCCAACACACAUCCGCAAUCGCACCUCGCUCUCGAUCAUCAGAUGAACACAGUCUUUCUCGAUGCGCUGAUGCCAUUUCUCGUCCGAUUAGCACAAAUGAUUUCUCUAGCUGAGUCAGAAAACGUCGGAAGUGGUUUCGCACUGCGAGAAUACGAGCUUUUCGGUGCAAUCAGUGCUCGUUCAUAUUACGGAAGCGUCGGAUGCCGAAAAGAUAUUGCGCGCUCUUGUUUACAAUCUGUUAUCGAGCAUUUGUUCGGUUACUGGGUGACAAACUCUGGCGAAAAGCAAAAAUCAACGAUACCGAAGCGAAUUCACGAUAAAGAGAUUGCUCAAUAUUAUCUCUAUCUUGAGACACAUUUUUUAAACUUAGAGAUUUUUACGGACGAAUUGGAUAAAAGCAAGUCCGAUCCUAUGAUUUCUACAAUGCUGAAGCUUAUCGGAACCGAAACUGAAUCAUGGAAACAAACAGCGCACAACUAUAUUAUCAGUUUGUCAAAAUCGGUGUCGAAGCAGACUGGCAGUGCUUCUCAAGAAAGUACUCCUUCUCAAGAAUGUACUCCUUCCCAAGAAAGUACUCCUUCCCAAGAAUGUAAUCCUUCCCAAGAAUGUUCUCCUUCCCAAGAACAAAUCAACGAGGUGACAAAAGGAUUUCGCUCAAAGCUCUGGGCGAAAAAAGCUCAGAAGAAAAAAUUGCCAUCCAAAGAAAAAACCAUCGAGGAUGAGUUGGCCUUAUAUGAUGAUCUUGAUGUCGAUGAUUUAGAAAUAUUCGAGGAAAGAAUGAAGGCAAAGAAGAUUCCAAAACAUAACUGGCCUUAUUACUUUUCAGCACAGCUGCCUGAGACGAUGCCAAAACUAAAAUUCGUUUCCAAACUGCUCUAUCUUGGGUCUAGACAGUCCUCAUCUUUACUCGAAAGAAUUUUCUCCCGGACUUCCAAAUUCAACACGGACGAUCAGCGACAAAGUCUGCUUGUGGAGACAAUCGAGUCGGAGGUCCUCCCCAUUCUUUUACAGGUUUUCAAAAAAAAAACAAGCAAGAAUUUAUAA
Molecule: messenger RNA, 2379 nt
Organism: Oikopleura dioica
Lineage: Eukaryota; Metazoa; Chordata; Appendicularia; Copelata; Oikopleuridae
Source: the annotation of a GenBank genome assembly